GCUCUUAUACACACCAGCAGCAAAAGCAGCCUCCUUCAACCCACACACACACACCCACCCACACACACAGACAAGGCAUCCUGCACUUUCACAUCCAUUUGAUUACCAACUCGGCAGCAGCGAUUACAGAAAACAUAAAUAAAUAACAAGGGUUUGUUUUGACUACUGGGAGCCGCGCAGUGUUCGAUUUCAACCUCUGCUAAUGUUGCAACGGACUUUUUAUUAUUAAAUACAACUCCAAAUUGAAGGACUUACUUUUUAAACCAGAGCACUUUAGGAGCUGAUGAUACAGAUUAAGGGAUUUGCAAUACUCGUGCUGUAAGCACAAGUAAUCUUCUAUCUGCUGUUAACGCUUUUGUUAUUUUUUUAAUAUAAAGUAGUUUAUUUUUCUCUAAAAUUGGCUCCCAUACAAACAGCCGCGUUGGAUCCGUCGGCUUACUGCGAGACUCCGGUGUACAAUCCGGAUCUCUGCCCAAAUAUGAUCGCAGCGCAGGCCAAGCUUGUGUACCACCUGAACAAAUACUACAACGAAAAAUGUCAGUCCCGAAAAGGUGCUAUCUCCAAGAACAUCAGAGAGGUGUGCAAGGUGGUGUCAGACGUCCUAAAGGAAGUCGAGGUUCAGGAACCACGGUUCAUCAGCUCACUGAACGAGAUGGAAAACCGCUUCGAGGGUCUGGAGGUCAUUUCUCCCUCCGAAUUUGAGGUAGUCCUCUACCUUAACCAGAUGGGUGUUUUCAACUUUGUGGAUGACGGUUCAUUACCAGGAUGCGCAGUUUUAAAACUCAGCGAUGGCCGAAAAAGAAGCAUGUCCCUUUGGGUCGAGUUCAUCACCGCUUCUGGCUACCUUUCUGCCCGCAAGAUCAGGUCCCGAUUUCAAACCUUAGUGGCACAGGCUGUAGAUAAGUGCAGCUACAGGGACGUGGUAAAGAUGGUUGCAGACACCAGCGAAGUCAGAUUACGCAUCAGAGACAGAUAUGUGGUUCAGAUCACCCCGGCUUUCAAGUGCACGGGGAUAUGGCCAAGGAGCGCUGCCCACUGGCCACUACCCCACAUUCCGUGGCCGGGACCCAAUAGAGUGGCAGAGGUAAAGGCUGAAGGGUUUAACCUCUUGUCUAAAGAAUGUUACUCUUUAAAUGGGAAACAGAGCUCGGCAGAGAGCGAUGCCUGGGUCUUACAAUUCGCAGAAGCCGAGAAUCGGCUCCUCAUGGGCGGCUGCAGGAAGAAAUGCCUGUCCGUUCUAAAGACUUUGCGCGACCGUCACCUUGAACUGCCUGGACAGCCACUUAAUAAUUAUCACAUGAAAACUUUGGUCUCGUAUGAGUGUGAAAAACAUCCCAGGGAAUCGGAUUGGGACGAGUCCUGCCUUGGGGAUCGUCUGAACGGCAUUUUAUUGCAGCUAAUCUCCUGUCUCCAGUGCAGGAGAUGCCCGCAUUAUUUUUUGCCCAGUUUAGACCUGUUUCAGGGAAAACCACAUUCAGGCCUGGAAAAUGCGGCCAAACAGACUUGGCGAUUGGCAAGAGAAAUUCUUACCAACCCCAAAAGCUUGGAAAAACUUUGAGGACAAAAAUACGAAGAGAUCUAACUCGUGAUGCUUGUUUGAAGGCCUAUAUUAAGUUUGCUAAUCCAGGACUCCUCGGACAAAAUUAGUUUCUGCAUUCUGUUUUUAUUAGUGAUACAAUAAACACUGCUUCAGACUGAUCCGUGAAUAUAUAUAUUUUUACAUUUUUAAGCUAUCGUCAAUUACGUGCUUUGAACAAGUCUAAAUAUGCUUAUUAUUGAUGUUGAAAAAAAAUAAA
Molecule: messenger RNA, 1796 nt
Organism: Acipenser ruthenus (sterlet)
Lineage: Eukaryota; Metazoa; Chordata; Actinopteri; Acipenseriformes; Acipenseridae
Product: putative nucleotidyltransferase MAB21L1
Exons: 1
Coding region: 479-1558 (359 amino acids)
Source: RefSeq, a predicted model, not a curated record